This is a messenger RNA of Desarmillaria tabescens, 2147 nucleotides long. RefSeq lists its product as uncharacterized. The record is from RefSeq and is a predicted model, not a curated record. The transcript has 5 exons. The coding region runs from base 117 to 2147 and encodes 676 amino acids. NCBI's taxonomy places the organism in Eukaryota, Fungi, Basidiomycota, Agaricomycetes, Agaricales, Physalacriaceae.
AAAGCUUGAAGGAGCUGCUUUAAUGAGGCAUAACUCGCCAGACGAAGCACUCUACCCUUGCGUUCUACACCACCUUUCGAAUCACUCCAUCAUCCUUCCUCAUUCACGAUCUCACUAUGUCCAAGUCAAAGCGCCGUAAUCAGCGCCAGGUCCGCCCACCCGCUGCGUCCGCGCCUUCCGAAGAUACAGUUCCUGGAGAAGAUGCUCUGGAAUUCCUCUUCAACUACCGGCCUAAAUUUAAAAAACCGACAGGUUUUGAGGGUAGUGAUGGUACUCGCGGUACUGCGCAAUACGACAUGCAUCUGCAUUCCCAACUUAUUCUCAAAGACAUCAUACUUUUCCCUGAUAUGCUCGAGCAGCUAGCUGGUGCUGUCAAUUCCCAGCACUGCACUUCGACUGGAAGCAUCAGGGAUCUACCUCCAGUUCCCGAGGGUCAUGACCUGCAUCGACUCAGUGUUCACCAAAAUCUGCAGGAAUUUGAAGGCAUCGAAAUAGGCCCAGAAGUUGACCUCCAGCGCCAAUAUCCCAAGCUGCAGAAUAUUUCAUCUCUCGUCGCCUCCACCCUAGUCGCUGGUCUUGGUCAAUGGUCAAGCAUCUUCCAAUACAGCGAAAAGCCUAUAUCCAUGAUGCCUUACGCUCUUGCAGAUGGAUAUCUCUCGCUUAAUAAAGAUAUCGUAGCAAAGGCCGGGCUUCCCGACGAUCUUGACAGCGAUAUUCAGCUUGUCAUCGAGACGGGCUUAUCCGACUUCCUGUUCUGGGAGUUCAAGAGUAUGAACGCAGGAAGUGAGGGAGUCAUGCAAGCUAUCAGCCAUUUGGCCGGCUCGAAGUUCCCUUGGGUUCGCUGUCCUACAUCCCAGAGUUGCGGUGGACGGUUUUGCCAGAAGACGAACAACAGGUUCCAGUUCACCGUCACGGGUCAUAAAACGGGCGUGGAUGGAGGUAUCUUGGAGGAUACCUCGGAUAUCAAAUCUGGUGUUUCAAACAGAAGGACGCCUAGGCUCGAUAAAUCUAAUAUCGAUUUGUCCCCAACUUCUGUGCUAAACACAAGCGGAUGGAAGUUCAAACUUCCGGAAAGAAAGCUACGGAAGGCGGGGUCCAAAAGGAAACCAGCAUCCCCUGAUGAAGUCGGAGGAGACAAUAGCGAAGACGAAUGUGACGCCAGUGGAGGUGCAGAUGACGGCUCUGUGCAUAGGCUUCCGUUUACCAAGGGCGACUUCUAUAAGGCGCUGAAAAUCAUCCAACAGGUAUGGGCCGAAGCUGUCAACGUCGAUGUAACUUUCAUGGUUUUAAAUGCCGGGAGCCGAGAAUUCAUAGGCAUACGGGAUCGAAACUUACAACGCCUCUAUCUGUCGCCGCUCAUAGAUUUAGACAACCCCGGUAGUCUUCCUGCAGGCUACUUCAAAAUCCACGCCGGCCUACAAAUUGCAGCACUUCACGAUGUGAUUCUUCGUGCGAAGCGUUUGAAGGCGCUCUCACGCCGUCCCAAGCUUCACACAUUCCGGUACGACCGUGGUGAACCAUACCCAGACAAGGAGCCAAACACUAUAAAGACGACCAGGCCUUGCAAGUCUACAGCGACUCCAAAGGCAGCAAAAGCAAAGAUUUCGGAAGUUGAAGACAAGGAGAACGAGAAUGAUGAGGACUACUACUCGGGAAGCGAACUGACUUCAGAGGAACAACAGCUCUUCCGGCGACUGCGAAAAGCAGGCUCGUUGGAGAUUUCAUGGAAUACACAUAUCGACGGUUUAGGACAAGCGAGCAGCAUGACAGUGACACGAAUCACACAAUCAAAUGCCAGACCGCUGAACUGCACAAAAAUGGAAGUGCAUGUUAUGGAUCAAUAUCCAAAAAGCACUCAUUCCUAUUAUUGUUACGUCGACAAUGGUCAGGUUGCUGUACGGGGAAUCGUUAUCAAAUUCGCUCAAUUUCCGCACGAAAGAAAGGGCCUUCGGAAAGAAUACGACAUGUAUACCAAAUUGUGGAGGAUCGAAAGCAUUGCCACAAGCCUUGGAAUACCUGAACAUUUCGGGCUUUACAAGUUCCAGGACAAGAUGGUUCUCGUUCUUCUGGAUAGCGGCGAUCCGGCUCCCACAAAAUUCAGAAACCGUACUCCCAACGACAUCUACGCAGUCAUUCAAGGAUCCUAG